GUGUCUUUUAAGGAAGUAUACAAUGGUUGAAGAAUAUCUAAAUAUCUCUUAUUAGCGAAAUUAUCCUCAUAAAACACAGUAACGAUGUCUCGAGGAAUGAUGCCUAGCCAGCAGAAGCUGGCAGAAAAACUAACUAUCAUGAAUGACCGAGGUCGUGGAAUGCUAACACGCAUUUACAAUAUCAAAAAGAUGCUUGGUAAUCCAGAAAAUAAGCCAUCAUUCUUAUCAGAAAAAUCGUUGGAUGCACCAUUUAAAUACCUGUCAAAGAAAUUCCCAAACAUUGAUUCCAAAUCGUCAACGCUAUCUCCAAUACAAAACAUCAAAGCAGAUGUGGUCAAGUCUUUGUCACUGUAUUACUAUACAUUUGUUGAUAUCAUGGACUUUAAGGACCAUGUUACAGAUUUACUGACCACUAUUGAUGCAUGCCAAGUUCAUUUGGACAUUGCCUUGAACUAUGACCUUACCAAACAAUACCUUGACCUCAUGGUGACCUAUGUGUCAAUCAUGGUUUUGGUGUCAAAAGUUGAUGACAGAAGAUUAGUACUGUCUCUGUUUAAUGUAGCACAUGAAUUUCUCCAUGGUGCAGGCGAUGCCUCCUUUCCCAGACUUGGGCAAAUGGUGCAGGAUUACGAUCACCCAAUGAAGAAGAUGUCAGAGGAGUUUGUACCUCAUUCAAGGGUUUUGAUCCCAGCCAUUAUGUCACUACACGUAAUCUAUCCCAAAAGGAAUUUAACAGCAGAAAUGAUGAGAUCUACACAGAUGUUAAGUUUGCUAGCAGAACCUGCUAAAAUAAUGAAUAGUCCCAUCACAGAUAUGGUUCAAUGUGAAUAUCUGUCACAAGACGUCAUGGAGAAAUGGAUAAUUUUUGGAUUGAUGUUAUGUUACCAGUAUUUACAAGAAGCUAAGGCAUGGGACCUGUGGAAACAAGUUUUACAGUCAGGGUAUAUUGUACAGUUAUGUAGAGAUGAGGUGUUACACAUCCAUGGAUUUAUUGUAUCAUUCUUUGAAACAAUUAAAGGACACAACAUGAAAAAGAAAAUAGAUGAUGUGAGAGAAUUCCAACAUAGUGCAUUGCAGACCUCGCCAGGAAUACACAAGGAAAGAAGAAAAUUUUUAAGAUCAGCUUUACGAGAACUGACACAAAUAUAUGCUGAUCAACCAGGCCUUCUUGGACCAAAGGCAUUGUAUGUAUGGCAAGGCUUGUCCGUCGCCAGAGAUGAAAUUCACUGGUUACUUCGACACUUUGAUAAUCCUCCAUCAAAAAGACACAACAUUAAACUAUCACAAGAAGAUUUUGUUGACAGACAAUUACCAGAGUUGCUGUUUUACAUGGAAGAAUUAAGAGGUUUAGUGAAGAAAUACAACCAAGUUUUACAGAGAUAUUUUGUGCAAUAUUUGUCUGGUUAUGACUCUGUCCUGUUAAAUCAACUAAUACAGAAUUUGGCAGUCUGUCCAGAAGAUGAAUCCAUUAUUUUAUCAUCAUUAUAUAAUACUGUUGCAUCAUUAACCGUUAAACAAGUUGAGGAGAAUGUACUGUUUGACUUUAGAGGAAUCAGACUGGAUUGGUUCAGGCUUCAGGCAUAUACAAGUGUAGGAAAAGCAGCACUGAUACUGAAGGACCACAUAGACAUUGCUAAACACAUGAACACUAUUUGCUUCCAUACAAAGAUGGUGGAUUACUUAGAUCAGAUGUUGGUGGAAACUUCAGAUUUAUCAAUAUAUUGUUUUUAUACUCAGAUCUAUGAACACCAGUUCAAACAAUGUAUGGAAUUCCCAGCACAACAUAGAUUCAGUAUUGUCUUCCCUAUGAUCUGUGCACAUUUUAUGAACGCAACACAUGAGCUUUGUCCUGAAGAGAGACAUUCAAUAGGUACCACAAGUGUCCAGUAUACACACUGGUUCCUGAAGGAGAUGUCAGAUGAAGUAAACCAGGUGAUAACAGCUAUCUGUGAAGAGCAAUGUAUGCUAAGUGACAAGUUACUACCAAAACAUAGUGCAGAUACCAUAAUACAGACAGCCCAGAAGAAAAGACCACAGGAUAAAAAGAAAAAAACUGUUGCUGAACCUAUUAAACCUGGACAAGAGAGUGCUAGAAAAAACAGAGAAGUCUUUACAAGAAUGGACAAGUUACAUAUGGCUCUAACGGAAUUAUGCUAUGCUAUAAACUACUGCAAUGUGAUACAAGUAUGGGAGCAUGGAUUUGUACCGAGGGAAUUCUUCUUACAACACUUAGAAACAAGAUUUAAUAAAGCCUUAGUUGGAAUGAUGAUGUACAAUCCAGACACAUCAGAGAUUGCAAAACCAUCGGAAUUAUUAAACAGUGUUAAAUCUGUCAUGAAUGUCCUACAGGGACUAGAAAAUUAUGUAAACAUAGACAUUGCUAGAAUCUUUAACAGUGUAUUGCCACAACAGACUCAGCAUAUAGAUAGCUUUACUGGGGAGAAAACAAUUACUGCUAAUUAUACCAACUGGUAUCUGGAAGUAUUAUUACGGAGAGUGACAGUAAAUGCAGGCCAGAAUCCAGUCAUAUUUUCCCCCAACCAUAAAGCCUUUGUCAGUAUACAAACAGAUGGGAACCAGUUCUUUGCUGCUGAGGAAUAUGCAGAUUUGACAGAGUUAAGGGCCUUGGCUGAGCUGAUUGGUCCAUAUGGUAUGAAAUAUAUGGGAGAGAGGCUGAUGAAUCAUGUGGCUAGCCAGGUUGAUGAACUGAAAAAACUAGUCGUCGGUAACAAAGAGGUCUUACAGAAACUGAGGACUAACUACGACAAACCAGAAGUAAUGAGAGACUUGUACAGACAGUUAACAAGACCCAAGCAAUCAGCAAAUACAAAAAAUACAUCUUCAGAAUUUCACAGCCUUGUCCAGAAUGUGGAUAGUGUCUUACUGAGAAUGACUAUUAUAGGUGUAUUGCUAUCAUUUAGACAGCUGGCACAGGAAGCUCUGAUAGAUGUACUGGAUGACCGAAUUCCAUUCCUAAUGGCAUCAGUCAAAGACUUACAACACUUUGUGCCAAGUACCAAAGAUCUGAAGGUGAAAACUGUCGUAUAUAAGGUAUGCUUUUGCAAAGGGAUACAUUUUGGUUUUUUGUUUGAUGACACUGGUUUUUAGGCAUACAGUAAUAACUGAAUAUUUUUUUGGCCAGCGUCCUAUUAAUUAUCAACUAAGGCCUAUUUUAACUAAAUAAUGGCAAUAAAAUAUGUUCUGACCAAGAGCCAUACAUAUUGAGCGAUAUUUUACUAAGUGUACAAAAUGCAUGACUUUUCGUGACAAAUUGUAAUAUUUGUUCUCAACAAGCUUUAGGAAUAUAUUAUUUAAGGUGGUACAUAACACUACAGGGAGAUAACUCUGUAUAAAUCAGCUGAAUGUUUUAAUCACAUUCUAUUGUUAAGGAAAUAAUAAGCUUCUCAAUGAUCAAAAUUAGUGUUUGUCAAACUACUAUAUAUCCAAUGAAAUUUAUCCGAUUAAGUGUGUGGUUCAAGUUUUUUGAAAUUUUUAUAUUUUUGUCAAAGGGUCAAAGUAAAUAUUUUGUCAAAAUUUUAUGAAAAUUAAACGAGACAAAUUAAUUUUAGUCAAGGUGUUUGGUACCACCUUAAAGGUUCUGAAACCCAUUAGACAACAAAAGACAUGUAUUUUGUAUAUCGAAAAAAUCAUGCUUUUUAAUUAUAAAAAAAGUAUGGAAAUAAUAUCAAUGAAUUAUUAAUUAUUUACAAUUACCCUUAACAAUAACAAAAAUACUUUAUUAUAAUCAAAUAAUUUCAUAUUUGGAGUUUUAAUGAUGCAAAGCUUACAUAACAGUAUACACCUCUUUAAGUUGUUAGUUUUUAACAUGAUAACAAUCAUGAAAUUCUGUAAGGUUAUAUAAGAGACAUGUAAAGGUAAAUCAGCCAUUUCAUCACAGUUAUCAAAAAUUCUUGGUAGUAAAAACUCACUUGAAUUUAUAAAUGAUCCCCACAAGAGUAGCCGUUUGUUAUCGGCACUGGAACCUGAUUGGUCACAGUGCACUAUGAAAUAUUUCAAAGACUUUUUGAAAAUUCUCUCUAAUUUAUUGUAUGAAUAGGAGUACAAUGGGAUCUCUUGUGUUGUGUGCGGCUGGAGAAAUGCUGCCGGAGAUAAUGCACUUUACUUGAUUUUGCAUAUCUGCUAAAUAAAUAGAAUGUGUUUUGUACUUAUAUUAGUCUUAGGAAGGGCAAAAAAAGUUAAAAUUUAUUAGUAAAAGCAUGAAUUUAUGAUUGCAAUCCCAUAUUUAACCAUUUUUCGAUUUAGAUCAUGACAUAGUCAGAUAAAAUUAUUUCAUUUUAAGUGGAAUGUUAUCAAAAUGAAACAAUUUUUACUCCUUAUCCUGGGCAGUUUGUUUGGUUCAAACCGAACAGUAUUUCAUGGGUAUUAAAUCUUUUCUGUAUUCAAUGAUAACUAUUUUUAGAAGGCAUGCCGCUGCAAUUCUUUGCACCUGUCCUAAGUCAGGAAUCUGAUGUUCAGUUGUUGCCGUUUGUUGAUGUGGUUCAUAAGUUUUCUCGUUUCUCGUUUUUUAUAUAGAUUAGACCGUUGGUUUUCCCGUUUGAAUGGUUUUACACUAGUAAUUUUUGGGGCCCUUUAUAGCUUGCUGUUCGGUGUGAGCCAAGGCUCCGUGUUAAAGACCGUACUUUGAUCUAUAAUUGUUUACUUUUAUAAAUUGUGACUUGGAUGGAGAGUUCAUAGUUCAUGUUAUUCGGUUCUGCUGGUAAAGAGGUAGUGACUUGGAUGGAGAGUUGUCUCAUUGGCACUCAUACCACAUCUUCUUAUAUCUAUGAAAAAUUGUUAAAACAGAGAUUUUCGUAAUUUGGGACACUCAUUAUACAAAAUUUUAAAGUUGAAGUCAUAGAAGAUUUAAUGAUGAUCAAGUAUGUCAUGAAUUUGUUUACAAAAUGUUAUUGGUAAUAUGACUUUGCUUAAGUCUUAGGUGCUCACCGACUGCUCCAUAUAUGUUAUCAUUAGAUGACCCAAUUUGAGUACAAUAUUCUUAUGUAUUUUAAAAAUUGUUUUGCCAAACAAAAAAAAUAUAUUGCAUAUGACUCAUGCACAAGCAUGGUUUGUUAAAUAUUUCAAUAAAAGCCGUGACAGGGCUGAUAAUGUCAGAUUUACCUUUUUAUGUCUCUGAGUAUACCACUUUUGGUAGCAGAUCAGAAAUGCAGUGACAACACAGUGAAUUAGCCAUUUUAGAAUCUAAUGAAUUAUGGGUAAUUUUAUUGUUUGUAUGCCAAGUGGAAAUAUAAAAUACUGGUCUAAUAUUCAUAUAGCUUAGAAUGUUUUUAACCAAUAAAACAUUUUGGUUUAAACUGUUGAGAAUAUUACCCAUAACACUUAGGUUCCAAUCUAGCAAAUUGUCUUUUUGGAAGAAUAAUAAAUACAAUACAUAUCUGGGUUUUGUUAACUUUGUGAAUAAGCACUUUUUGCCGUAGCAGACGACACCUGGUAGUAUGUUGCAAUCUAUUCUUUAUCCAAAGUUGUAAUUUGUAAUC
Molecule: messenger RNA, 5495 nt
Organism: Mytilus californianus (California mussel)
Lineage: Eukaryota; Metazoa; Mollusca; Bivalvia; Mytilida; Mytilidae
Product: nck-associated protein 1-like
Exons: 31
Coding region: 85-3108 (1007 amino acids)
Biological process (GO): cell morphogenesis; cell migration; cortical actin cytoskeleton organization
Cellular component (GO): SCAR complex
Source: RefSeq, a predicted model, not a curated record